This is a messenger RNA of Notolabrus celidotus (New Zealand spotty), 4892 nucleotides long. It is a transcript of the gene smc3, whose product is annotated as structural maintenance of chromosomes 3. Bases 172 to 3825 code for a protein of 1217 amino acids. The record is from RefSeq and is a predicted model, not a curated record. NCBI's taxonomy places the organism in Eukaryota, Metazoa, Chordata, Actinopteri, Labriformes, Labridae. The transcript has 29 exons. Gene Ontology annotation, biological process: mitotic sister chromatid cohesion. Gene Ontology annotation, cellular component: chromosome. Gene Ontology annotation, molecular function: double-stranded DNA binding; ATP hydrolysis activity; protein binding.
AUGUAUCCCGCCCCCGCCGCCAUCUUCCAUGUUUUCCUCCUGUACCAAAUAGAGUAAUUCCAAUAUUGAAUGCAUCAUUUUCUAACACUUUAAUACAUUAAAUCACUGGCUUCUCCAGCUGAGUGGAGGGAGGGAGCUCACCUGAAGUUUCUGCGACCUGUUUAGCCCACCAUGUACAUCAAACAGGUCAUCAUCCAGGGGUUCCGGAGUUACAGGGACCAGACUGUGGUAGACCCUUUCAGUCCAAAGCACAAUGUCAUCGUUGGCAGAAAUGGGUCGGGGAAAAGUAACUUUUUCUACGCCAUCCAGUUUGUGCUCAGUGAUGAGUUCAGUCACUUGCGACCUGAGCAGCGUCUGGCCCUGCUUCAUGAGGGAACCGGUCCCCGUGUCAUCUCAGCUUUCGUUGAGAUUAUAUUUGACAACUCUGACAACCGACUGCCGAUUGACAAAGAGGAAGUCUCUCUCCGACGUGUCAUUGGCGCCAAAAAGGACCAGUAUUUCUUAGACAAGAAGAUGGUGACUAAAAAUGAUGUCAUGAACCUUCUGGAGAGUGCCGGCUUCUCCCGCAGUAACCCCUACUACAUCGUCAAGCAGGGAAAGAUCAACCAAAUGGCCACAGCCCCCGACUCUCAGCGCCUGAAGCUGCUGAGGGAAGUGGCGGGAACUCGUGUGUAUGAUGAACGCAAAGAGGAGAGUAUCUCUCUCAUGAAGGAGACAGAGGGGAAGCGAGAGAAGAUCAAUGAGCUGCUGAAAUACAUCGAGGAGCGUCUGCACACCCUGGAAGACGAGAAGGAGGAGCUGGCUCAGUAUCAGAAGUGGGACAAGAUGAGAAGAGCCCUGGAGUACACCAUCUACAACCAGGAGCUGAAUGAAACCCGGGCUAAGCUGGACGAGCUGUCAUCCAAGAGAGAAACCUGUGGAGACAAAUCCAGACAGCUGCGCGAUGCUCAGCAAGACGCUCGUGACAAAGUAGAGGAGACGGAGCGUGUUGUGCGUGAGCUGAAGUCCAAGAUAUCCGCCAUGAGGGAGGAGAGGGAGCAGCUAUCGGCCGAGCGCCAGGAGCAGAUCAAGCAGAGGACCAAGCUCGAGCUGAAGGCCAAGGACCUGCAGGACGAGCUGGCAGGCAACAGCGAACAGAGGAAACGCCUGCUGAAAGAGCGUCAGAAGCUAUUGGAGAAAAUUGAGGAGAAGCAAAAAGAGCUGCAGGAGACGGAACCCAAAUUCAAUAUGGUGAAGGAGAAAGAGGAGCGCGGCAUUUCUAGACUGGCUCAGGCAACACAGGAGAGGACAGACCUGUACGCCAAGCAGGGCAGAGGCAGCCAGUUCACCUCCAAGGAAGAGAGAGACAAAUGGAUCAAGAAGGAGCUAAAGUCUCUGGAUCAGGCCAUCAAUGAUAAAAAGAGGCAGAUCGCGGCCAUCCACAAAGAUCUGGAGGACACCGAAACCAACAAGGAGAAGAACCUUGAGCAGUACAAUAAACUUGAUCAAGAUCUAAACGAGGUCAAGACCCGCGUUGAGGAGCUUGACAAGAAGUACUAUGAAGUGAAGAACAGGAAAGAUGAGUUGCAGAGUGAACGAAACUACCUGUGGCGUGAGGAGAAUGCAGAGCAGCAGGCUCUCGCGGCCAAACGAGAGGACCUGGAGAAAAAGCAGCAGCUCCUCCGAGCGGCCACCGGCAAGGCUAUUUUGAACGGCAUUGACAGCAUCAACAAAGUCCUUGAGCAUUUCCGUCGAAAGGGCAUCAACCAGCAUGUCAUCAACGGCUACCACGGCAUCGUCAUGAAUAACUUUGAGUGUGAGCCCGCCUUUUACACCUGCGUGGAGGUGACAGCUGGUACCAGGUUGUUCUACCACAUCGUGGAGACUGAUGAAGUCAGCACCAAAAUCCUGAUGGAGUUCAACAAAAUGAACCUUCCCGGAGAAGUCACAUUCCUGCCUCUGACCAAGCUGGAUGUCAGGGACACUGCAUACCCGGAAACCAAUGAUGCCAUCCCCAUGAUAAGCAAGCUGCGCUACAGCACCAACUUUGACAAAGCCUUCAAGCACGUAUUUGGAAAGACCCUGAUCUGUCGCAGCAUGGAGGUGUCCACUCAGUUAGCCAGAGCCUUCACCAUGGACUGUAUCACUCUGGAGGGUGACCAGGUGAGCCACCGUGGAGCUCUGACCGGAGGCUAUUACGAUACCAGGAAGUCUCGUCUGGAGCUGCAAAAGGACAUGAGGAGGGCCGAGGAGGAGCUGAGUGAGCUGGAGGCCAAGCUCAAUGAGAACCUGCGCAGGAACAUUGAACGUAUCAACAACGAGAUCGACCAGCUGAUGAACCAGAUGCAGCAGAUAGAGACACAGCAGAGGAAGUUUAAAGCCUCCAGAGACAGCAUCCUGUCAGAGAUGAAGAUGCUGAAGGAGAAGAGGCAGCAGUCGGAGAAGACCUUCAUGCCUAAGCAACGCAGUCUCCAAAGUCUGGAGGCCAGCCUGCACGCCAUGGAGUCCACCAGGGAGUCACUGAAGGCCGAGCUGGGAACAGAUCUGCUCUCUCAGCUCAGCCUGGAGGACCAGAGGCGUGUUGAUGAUCUCAAUGAUGAGAUCCGACAACUCCAGCAGGACAACAGGCAGCUGUUGAAUGAGAGGAUCAAGCUCGAGGGCAUCAUGACCAGAGUGGAAACGUACCUCAACGAGAACUUACGGAAGCGUCUCGACCAAGUGGAGCAGGAGCUGAAUGAGCUGCGAGAGACGGAGGGAGGCACAGUGCUCACAGCCACAACAUCCGAGCUGGACGGCAUCAACAAGCGUGUGAAAGACACUCUGUCACGAUCAGAAGAUCUGGAUACUCUCAUUGACAAGAAUGAGGGGGAGAUAAAGGACCACAUAAAGAGCAUGGACCGCUGGAAGAACAUUGAGAAGGAGCAGAACGACGCCAUCAACCACGACACCAAGGAGCUGGAGAAGAUGACCAACAGGCAGGGCAUGCUGCUUAAGAAAAAAGAGGAGUGCAUGAAGAAGAUCAGAGAGCUGGGCUCGCUGCCUCAGGAGGCCUUUGAGAAGUACCAGACCCUCACACUGAAACAGUUGUUCAGAAAACUGGAGCAGUGUAACACAGAGCUGAAGAAGUACAGUCACGUCAACAAGAAAGCUCUGGACCAGUUUGUCAACUUCUCCGAGCAGAAGGAAAAGCUGAUCAAGCGUCAGGACGAGUUGGACCGUGGAUACAAAUCCAUCAUGGAGCUCAUGAACGUCCUGGAGCUGCGCAAGUACGAGGCCAUCCAGCUCACCUUCAAACAGGUGUCGAAGAACUUCAGCGAGGUCUUCCAGAAGUUGGUGCCAGGGGGCAAAGCUACGCUGGUGAUGAAGAAGGGUGACGCCGAAGGCAGCCAGUCGCAGGAUGAGGGCGAGGGCGGCGCUGACAGCGAGAGAGGCUCCGGAUCUCAGAGCAGCGUUCCAUCAGUGGACCAGUUCACCGGAGUCGGCAUCCGGGUGUCGUUCACGGGGAAGCAGGGCGAGAUGAGAGAAAUGCAGCAGCUGUCUGGAGGCCAGAAGUCUCUGGUGGCUCUGGCUCUGAUCUUUGCCAUCCAGAAGUGUGACCCCGCUCCUUUCUACCUGUUUGAUGAGAUCGACCAGGCGCUCGAUGCCCAGCACAGAAAGGCUGUCUCAGACAUGAUCGUGGAGCUGGCGGGUCACGCCCAGUUCAUCACUACAACCUUCAGGCCUGAGCUGCUCGAGUCCGCAGACAAGUUCUACGGAGUCAAAUUCAGAAACAAGGUGAGUCAUAUCGAUGUGAUCACAGCGGAGCAGGCCAAAGACUUUGUGGAGGACGACACCACCCAUGGUUAAUGGUCUUCAGCUUCUCCCCCUCCUCCAUCUCCUCUUCCUCCUCCACCUCUCCAGUGCACUGAGCCUGAAGCCUUCCACAACAAGGUCCAGAGACAGAAAAUCCCAAUCUAUCCACCAGCCUUUUGUUAAAGCAGAUUAAAAACGCAGCAUCUCUGUCCACAUCUGAAGAUCUGGAUUCAUUUAGCUCAAUCUAAAAACACUCAAAUGACUCAGAGUGCGUGAUAUUUACAGUAUUUAGUCUUCAUCCCCGGCUUAUCAAACACCAAAUUUGAGGAAAACGUGUUAACGUUGAGAAUCUGCGAUCAGGGGAAUUUGGUUUCCUGCUCGUCCCCAUACACUGAAAUAAAUCUCUCAUUCUGCGUAAAGACAUCCUGAAAGAGCUCUCGGUACCUUUUUGUUACUGUGUUGAAUUUUCCUGACCAACGUUUUUUUAUAUAUAUAUAAUUUGUAAACUGGGAAAUGCCAGAGACGCUCUUAAGAUUGCAAACCUUUAGGAUCUUUCCAGACGCAAAUUAUUCUGUGUACAGUUCAGACCGUUUCCACGACUCUGACGUGGAGUAUCUGCAGACAUAGAGGGACUUAAGCUAACCUUGAUUUGUGUUUUUGUUGGCGCCCUUAGAAAGCGUUCUGUAAUGUAUACUCUUUGUACUCAUGAAACGAUGCUUACUCGUAUCCCUGAUAACCAGCUCCAUGGCUCGGUAUGUUCAAAGGUUGUGGUUCCUUUCUAUGGUUGUUACUUUCAUGUGUAUUCUCCUGUUUUUAGGUCAGUUCGAUAUAUAUGAACGGUUUGAUUCCAGGCAUCCAGUUUGGACACUCGAAAAAGCUCCCUGAGAAACUGAGUAAAUGUUAAAUACAGAAAUCAAUAACUCACUUUUAUUUGGACCUGAAACGACUCGUUCCUCCAGUCGUAAGCCAACUUUCCCCUUUUUUAAUCUCCAUACUGGAUGAUUGUUUGGGAUGAAUCUGAUCAUAUGUUGACUUAGCGUCAGACCUGCAUUUUUAAAUGUUUUGACUUCUUUUUAUGUAAUUAGAAAAGUUACAAAAAUAAUAAAAGUUUCUAAAAUACA